Racocetra persica is the source of this 382-nucleotide messenger RNA. NCBI's taxonomy places the organism in Eukaryota, Fungi, Glomeromycota, Glomeromycetes, Diversisporales, Gigasporaceae. The record is from the annotation of a GenBank genome assembly.
CAGCAAAAAAUUAGUGACUUUCGAAGAAAUCGAUCCUAGUUUGACAUCAUGUUUGAAAAAGCCCAAAAACCAUGAGAAAGAUGAUACUAAUAAGAGUACAGUAACGCAAACAAAUGAUGAAUCUGUUGCUUCAAACAAUAAAAUUAAGAAUCGAAAAAACGUAGUAAUAAAACAUUCUAAAGAUCAAAACAAAUCACGACAAAAUAAACAUGAUGAGGUUAUUCCUAUACGAACUGAACACAAAUUGUACAAUUUUCAUAUUCCACCACAACCGAAAGAUUAUCCGACAGCUUUAAGAUUUAGCACCCAAGAAAUUACAGUGAUUUUUAUUUUAAUGUUAUUGGCUUAUUAUUCCGGGAAAUUAAGCCUUUAUUGGGAAUAA